This is a messenger RNA of Nannospalax galili (Upper Galilee mountains blind mole rat), 1144 nucleotides long. RefSeq names its product EBP cholestenol delta-isomerase (gene Ebp). Gene Ontology annotation, molecular function: cholestenol delta-isomerase activity; steroid Delta-isomerase activity; C-8 sterol isomerase activity. The record is from RefSeq and is a predicted model, not a curated record. The coding region runs from base 36 to 875 and encodes 279 amino acids. Lineage: Eukaryota; Metazoa; Chordata; Mammalia; Rodentia; Spalacidae. The transcript has 5 exons. Gene Ontology annotation, cellular component: endoplasmic reticulum; membrane. Gene Ontology annotation, biological process: cholesterol biosynthetic process.
UUGGUCUGCUCCAUUAGGCGGGGAAGUCGCGAGGGAUGGGCCGAACUGGGUAUGUUAGGGACUCACCCAGGAGAUUUCUCCACCUGUGCCGGGAAGCGACGUGGCGAUCGCGUAGACUGGGUUUUUCUGUUCCUUUUUUCUCCUCUCUGUUUGUCUACAUACAACCAGCAGCCCUUAGAAACAUGACCACCAACUUGGGUCCCUUGCACCCGUACUGGCCCCGGCACCUGAGGCUGGAUAACUAUGUGCCUAAUGACCUCCCCACCUGGCAUAUCCUGGUUGGCCUAUUCUCCAUCUCUGGGGUCCUAAUUGUGAUCACAUGGCUGUUGUCGGGUCGAGCUUCGGUUGUUCCACUAGGAACUUGGCGGCGACUCUCCGUGUGCUGGUUUGCAGUGUGUGCAUUCAUUCACCUUGUGAUCGAGGGCUGGUUCUCUUUCUACCAGGAGGUCCUUCUUGGAGACCAAGCCUUCUUAUCCCAACUUUGGAAAGAGUAUUCCAAGGGAGACAGCCGAUACAUCCUUGGUGAUGGCUUCAUUGUCUCUAUGGAGACUCUCACAGCUUGUCUAUGGGGACCACUCAGCCUGUGGGCUGUGAUUGCCUUUCUCCGUCAACAACCCUCCCGCUUCGUCCUACAGCUUAUGAUUUCUGUGGGCCAGCUGUAUGGGGACUUGCUGUACUUCCUGACAGAGCAACAUGACGGAUUCCAGCAUGGGGAGCUGGGCCACCCCCUCUAUUUCUGGUUUUAUUUUGUUUUCAUGAAUGCCAUAUGGCUGGUGGUACCUGGAAUCCUUGUGCUUGAUUCCAUAAAGCAUCUCACUCAUGCCCAGAGCAUGAUGGACAGCAAGGUCAUGAAAGCCAAGAGCAAGCAUAACUAAAGAGCAGUCCAGUGGCCUGGAACACUGUCAGUGAGGCACCCUCCCCUGCCUGCCAGAAGAACUGAAUCCUGCUCCCACAGGAUUGGAGCGUCAAAGCUAACUGAUCUGUCACACUCAGGCUGACGAGUGGGCACAAAAGGACCAGAGACAGGAAAGGUAGGGAAUAUGUGUAGCUACUGUCAGGAACCACUUGGAAAACAUAUGAGAAGGCAGGAGGUCCAUGGUGGUGGCAAUUUUCAAAAUCAUGAAAUAAAAUAUCAUAAUUGUAA